Molecule: messenger RNA, 2153 nt
Organism: Cuscuta campestris
Lineage: Eukaryota; Viridiplantae; Streptophyta; Magnoliopsida; Solanales; Convolvulaceae
Source: the annotation of a GenBank genome assembly
GGUCUUUUGAAAAAUCCAGGGAUAUUUUUCCUUUCUAAAUUUUAAAAAAGAUGAAGUUGGAAAACAGAAAAACAGAAAAUUAGACAUAUACUUUUAGCUCUGCUUACUAGUUACUACAUUUGGUUUUGAAAAAGGGUCACUGCUAUCUGUACAAUUGACAACAAAAAAAGGCCAUUGGGAUGACUGUAUCCUACUACACCUACAGGACCGCUUAACUGUAAGUCCUGAAACAUACCCUAGCCUGAGCAUUGCUGUGCACAAGAUGUACAAGGAUGGGGGGAUGAGAGCCCUAUAUGCUGGCAUUGCACCUACCUUAAUUGGGAUGCUCCCUUAUAGCACCUGCUACUAUUUCAUGUAUGAGACCAUGAAGACAUCAUAUUGCCGGGCCAAAAACAAGGACUCCUUAAGCCGAGCCGAGAUGCUUGUUUUUGGAGCUCUCUCUGGUUUAACUGCAAGCACGAUCAGUUAUCCAUUGGAGGUGGCAAGGAAGCGGCUGAUGGUCGGAGUGCUGCAAGGGAAAUGCCCACCGCCGCCGCACAUGGUGGCUGCACUGUCAGAAAUAAUGAGGGAGGAAGGAGUUGUUGGGCUUUUCAGGGGGUGGAGAGCAAGCUCCUUGAAAGUCAUGCCUUCUUCAGGCAUCACCUGGAUGUUCUAUGAAGCCUGGAAAGAUUUACUUCUCCCUCAGAAGAAGAAGAAGCAGCACACCUCAUAAUAAUCCCUUUUUAACUGUGCAUUUUGAGCUGGUAUGCGAUACUGACUGCGUAAACUUUACUUAAAUACAGCGAAAUUCAGUGGAAGUCAAACUGGGCAAAGUUUUCUACUAAGACGGAGAGAGUACAAGUUUUCUAAGUCAUUAGUUUGCAGAUACAGAAAAAGAAACAGUUGUGGAAGAAAUGGCUUACGUUCACCACCGGAAAGCUGUUCAAAUCUAGCAACUAUAUGUUUCCCAUAGGUGUAUUUCCUCAAAGCAGGGAGAUGAAGCUUGAUUCGAUUCAGUAAAACCCGGCACUGUUCACCAUUGCUGAUCUCAAGAAUCUUUUGAACUACAUAAUUUGCAAACUGAUCCUUCAUCAUCAUCUACAUCCAGAAAGUUGAAACAAUUCAAUACACAUCAAGCAGGAAAUCACAGGCACACAGAAAAAACCUAGUAAGGUCCAACAAGUGGGGCCNAGAAAAAGAAACAGUUGUGGAAGAAAUGGCUUACGUUCACCACCGGAAAGCUGUUCAAAUCUAGCAACUAUAUGUUUCCCAUAGGUGUAUUUCCUCAAAGCAGGGAGAUGAAGCUUGAUUCGAUUCAGUAAAACCCGGCACUGUUCACCAUUGCUGAUCUCAAGAAUCUUUUGAACUACAUAAUUUGCAAACUGAUCCUUCAUCAUCAUCUACAUCCAGAAAGUUGAAACAAUUCAAUACACAUCAAGCAGGAAAUCACAGGCACACAGAAAAAACCUAGUAAGGUCCAACAAGUGGGGCCCAGGGAGUGUACCCGUGUGGCUGUACGCAGAACCUUACCCUAUCUAAAACGAUAUGAGCAGUGCUAGAGCCACUAACAAGGGAGCCACCAAGUCCACUAAAAGAUAAAGAAGCUCACACACACUUGUAGAAAAGAUAGAGAGGGGUACAAGUCUCUUACUACCAGACUGUCAUUCCCGUCGGACUGUGCAAGAAUCUCGCCAAUCAAAAGCUCCUGAUCAGCAGCAUCACCAUGCACCAAACACUUCUCUACAACAUUUGAUGCAUAUUUAUGUUGACUCAACUGCACAACUUUCCCAGACAAUUUUUCAACAAUCCGCCUUCUUUCGUGUGGUUUUCCCCUUUCCAAAACAUGCUGUUUGUAGUACAGUCAUGCACCAUAGAGUCAGUUUAAUGUUGAAAUAAUGUUAGUACUAUCCCACAUCGAGAAAUUAUGCAUAUUUCAGUAUUUCACCACCCGAGGGGGAAUUACUCACUUGCUGGGAUUAUUAAAAAAAUUAAAAUAAAAUUUAAAAUGAUACGCAAAAGUCAACACAACCAGUGUAAUCCCAACUCUGUAGGGGUCUAUGGGUCGAGAUAUAAGCAGUCUUAUGAUCUUGCCACGGUAAAAAGAACAGAAUGUGUUGUUGCAUUUACUGCCCAAAACAUCAUAGAGAGUAAAAAAGUAAAGGAAGUUCAAAGGG